Aspergillus niger is the source of this 147-nucleotide messenger RNA. RefSeq lists its product as hypothetical. Bases 1 to 147 code for a protein of 48 amino acids. Lineage: Eukaryota; Fungi; Ascomycota; Eurotiomycetes; Eurotiales; Aspergillaceae. The record is from RefSeq and is a predicted model, not a curated record. The transcript has a single exon.
AUGCCAUCAUAUACAAUUAUACAUACUUUCCUGGGAGAAUGGGGCACAAACAAGAGUGCUAAUGCGACACCAGGGGUCUUGUCGGUUCUGAUCAGCUCCCCACUGGAAUCUUCUUGUGCCGGGUUUGCGGAUAGCCUUUACAGAUAG